AUGGCACCAAUGGCACCACAACAACCCCUGAAGCAUCGUGCUUGGCAAUACACAACGACAAAACCUCCCCUGGAAGCCAACCUUGUCCUCAACCACACCGCGACCGUCCCAACACCAAAAUCAAACCAACACCUCAUACAAAUCAUCGCCGCAGCUCUCAAUCCCGUCGAUUAUAAGCCAGCUGAAAGUUCUCUAAUCAGCUCUCUCUUCGUUAAAAACCCCGCAACACCAUGUAAUGACAUCUCAGGUCGCAUUGUAAAACCUGCCGUCAACUCAAGCCUCAAAGCAGGUCAACUUGUUUGUGGAACUUCAGGAAAUGAUAACCCACUAGCUGGUGGUGCAUUAGCCGAGUUUGCAUGGGCGGAACUGGGAUCGAUCACGGCUCUUCCCGCCCAGGGCGUGGAUGUGAUUGAUGCUGCGGGUGUUGGUAUUGCAGGUUUAACAGCCUAUCAGUCACUCGUUCCUUACGUCAAAAAGGGAGACAAAGUGUUUAUCAAUGGCGGCUCUGGAGGGUGUGGUGUUUUCAGUAUACAGAUCGCCAAGGUUCUAGGAUGUUAUGUUACUACGUCCUGUUCGACGGCCAAUAUUGAGCUUUGCAACAGUUUGGGCGCUGACGAGGUGAUUGAUUAUACGAAGCAGAAUCUGAUUCAAAGUUUGGUCGCUAGUGGUGGUUUUGAUCAUGUGAUGGAUAACGUCGCUGGGGAUACGAGUCUCUAUUUUCGUUGUCAUGAGUACACAAACCCGACGGCCAUUUAUGUCAAGGCGGGACUCACUGUUUCUAUGCAGCAUUUACUGGCUACAAUGAAAAUGACACUGUUGCCUGGUUUUCUGGGUGGUGGGAAGAGAAAGCUUUUAAACUUCCUAACUAAGACAAACCCAGAUCACCUGGCUCAGGUAGUAGCUUGGAUGGAGGAGGGAAAAGUUAGAACGGUGGUUGAUGAAAUAUUCGCAUUCGAGGAUGCUCCUAAGGCAUUUACGAAGCUGAGAACCGGCAGAGUCAGAGGAAAGGUGAUUGUUGAUGUCGCGUCUGAAACAUAUGAGCAAGUGAAAAUGGAUAUCUGA
Hymenoscyphus albidus is the source of this 1062-nucleotide messenger RNA. The record is from the annotation of a GenBank genome assembly. NCBI's taxonomy places the organism in Eukaryota, Fungi, Ascomycota, Leotiomycetes, Helotiales, Helotiaceae.